AUGAAUGCGGAUCGCCUACUACUCCAACUGUUCACUUCUCUUUUUGCCAUAUGUAUUCCCUAUGUAUUUGGUAAGUUUCCAAGUGUUUUUUUCAAGUUUUAGUUAGUGCAACUUUGCAAAUGUCCAGAAUAGAGUAUAUUUCUUCAAUUGAAAACUUUUUGAUAAAAACACUAGCAAGUGCAAUGCAAACUUCCAAGAGCUACAAUGGUCUUAGGAGUGAUCGUAGCAAAAAGUUGAGAAUUGCAAAAGUAAAGUACUAGACUUGAACUUUACCGUAUCAGCACGUUCAAAACUGCUAGACCGCAUCGAAUUGUCGGAACGACAGUAGUACAGUUUAAUUUCGUGACUCACAAAGAUUCUCGAUGCCACCAAACAACUUCGUUCUUGAACUUUUACCUUACUUUUGCAACGGCAGACACGAGUACAAACUUUUCAUUUCUCCAAAUGACUUUUGUCUAGCGGACUUUUCAAAUGAGUAAUAGCGACAAUCUUCUUGUUUUCAGCGACAAACUGCUUCCACUGCAUCUCGCCGGACAAGCAGUACAACGCGACGGUCCGUCGUCAGUUGGCCACACAAACCGACGUGUUCUUCUAUCCGAUCGGCGUGAAAUCGCAUUACUGCAGCGACUAUAUAGAUCAGGAUGAUCCACACAUUAUCGAGGGACAAAUAUGCUCAAAGUACUCAAAGUGCGUCACUUUGUUUCCCAACUUGCCAGGUCAGUUUUCAGUUGAAAUGCUCCGACCGAGUCAAAAACAACGCUCCCCUCACAGGUUCGACAUUCGUCGUGCGUGGAUGUCUGGAGAGCAUUCUGCGGCACACGUUCCGAGAAGACGAACGACUGCACGAAGAGGGCUGCUUCCUGUUGCGCUCUCUGCCAAUGUUUCCGAAAACGAUCACAAUGGACUAUGUGGUGUGCACGUGCCACGGUCCGUACUGCAACAAUAUGGCGAUGCCGGCGACCGUCGAACGACCCUAUCACUUUGGACGUUCCGCAGUGCUCAAGUUGGCGUUGACCGACGACGGAGGCGCUCUUCGCAUUGCCACGUCAUCGGGUGCGAUGAGACUGGCCACGUGGCUGACGAUUGUAGUAUUCUUUGCGGUUUGCGUGUGAUAUGAUGACUCUUGCUUUUGUAAAUAUUUUGCUAUAUGGAUUGAGAGUAAAGUAAUAAAGUUGUCAAGUCCCUCUUUGAUCUCCCGAGAGAAAACUCACUAAUGAACCUGAAAUCUCUGCCGCACAGCAGUUCUUUGCCAAUGCGCUCCAAAGUUUUACACUGAAACCGUAAGAACUUCUCUAUAUAAUUGUCUGUAUGUCUAAAAGCCCGUUUUCGAAUGGUUCUUGCUAUAACUACACCGACAUACAGAACUAAUUCGUUUUCUGUGUUUCCAGCACAUGACUUUUUCGCAGAAAGUCCCUCGGAACCCAAAUGAUCACUCGGCACCUCAACCUCAUUAUCGCCCACCAAUCCCUUUUGCAACACAAGUCCAGAUUGCGUCCAAACGACGACACACUCCAAAUCUGUAGAUAAUCCGUUGAUACGCAACACUCUUGAAUGCGCGCGACCACCCUCAACGCGCGAGUAUUUUAAAGUGCAAGGCGAUUUUGAAAGUGAGGAGCGAGUGAGUCAACGAAACGCUUCAAAGCUCACUCAAUCCGACGAGUAAUUCGCCCAAUUUCCGGUUGCAAGUCGAAAAGAGAAACGAGUUCGAAAAGUGAUGAAAGUGAGAGUUCGGUUUCGCAACCGAGUGUUGGUAAACAUAGAGGGCUACGUGGUGACUCACCGAGAAAUACUUCUUCCCUAACCCCCCCCCCCCCUUGCCAUAGGUCCUUUCUUCUUUUUUGAAUAGUUUGUUUUUCGAAUCUCCAAAGUGUUCUCGGUCUUUUAUGGAAAUGAGGCUUCCGAGCAGAAGCCUUCUUCUAUCAUUUUGUCCUUUUCUCCAUUCCUUUUUCAUUUUCAUUUGAAUCAAAAUAAAAACAACAAAAACAUCAUUCCACACACACACAUUCUCUGAAUCGCUGUGGAGCUUCUUGAUCAUCUUCUCCUGAAAACGGAUGAUUGAACGUGGGUGAAGGAGCACACAAAUGUGUGUGUGUGUGUGUGUUGGAUAAGUGCGUACACUUCCGAUGCGAUUUCGAUUCGGAAAUCAGAAAGUGUUUGGGGUUGAAAAUUGAUCUAUGGGCUGGGAAUGGGAUAUCGUGUUAACAGGAGAGGAAGAAGAAGACUCUAGCCUAUCGGAAAACCGUAUUGUGUAGGUUGGACAUGGACACAACGUCUAGCCGACUACAAACCUUAUUUUCCGCCGAACAAAGUGUUUGUGACUGACUUUUGUGAAACGAGAAAAGAUCCUGCUCGGGUAUAUGUUUGAUCCGUAUAAGUUUAAGCACCUUUUUGUGUGCACGUGGACCCAAAGUCUAGAAACGUGCUCGUUGCACUUUUCCUCUUCACCAGGCGCCUAUUCAUCCGAUUUCUCGUGCAAUCGGCACGUUUUCCGUACAAUGGAAUGUAUGACUACUUUCCAAAAGCCACCCUCCUCAUCAUGCCUACUGACUUCUGGGUGUGGUGGGGAAAGAAACAAAGAGACGAUCGCUUAUCACAUUAGAAGGUUCGGUGGUCUACUACCGAACACACACACACACACACACAACCAAUUCUUUCGGUGGUUCCACUCUGUCGCGCCUCGUGACGGCUACAAUUUCGAGCGGCGCGAACUACAUUGAUUCGGGGGAUACGGAAGAAGAGAGUGACGACCAGUGUUGAGCGGAAUUCCGUCUGCCGUCUUCCGUCUUCCGUCUUCCGUGGUUUUUUUUGUUCCGUCUUCCGUCUGCCGUCUUCCGUGAGAAAAGUUUUCUUCCGUCUUCCGUCUGCCGUCUUCCGUAAAAGAAUGUUUCUUCCGUCUGCCGUCUGCCGUCUUCCGGGAUUUUUUUUUCUUACCGUAAAAGAGUAAUAGCUUUUCAAAAGCCAUUUACUAGUCCCGAAGAACGCGAAUUUCCACGGGCAGUACCCAGAUCCAAAAGUUUUGUUGCUUUAGUUACUUUUUUCAAAAAAAAAACCGGAAAAAAAGGCUCUGAAUUGACGAUUUUUUGUUCCGUAUUCCGUCUGCCGUCUUCCGGGAAAAAAGUUUUCUUCCGUCUUCCGUCUGCCGUCUUCCGUGAGAAAAAUUUUCUUCCGUCUUCCGUUUUCCGUGUUCCGUAAGAAAAAUUUUCUUCCGUCUGCCGUCUGCCGUCUUCCGUAUUUCAAAAUUCCAUUUCCGCUCAACUCUGGUGACGACGAUGAUUUGAGGUUCCCGAAUGUCUGAUCUAGACUCCGACUCCGAUGAUGAUGAUGAUGAUCAUGAUGAUGUGGAUGACGUUCAACGAAUGGGUUCGGUUGGGGCAAGAAGAUGAUGUCAUUGAUUGA
Caenorhabditis sp. 36 PRJEB53466 is the source of this 3396-nucleotide messenger RNA. Lineage: Eukaryota; Metazoa; Nematoda; Chromadorea; Rhabditida; Rhabditidae. The record is from the annotation of a GenBank genome assembly.